Molecule: messenger RNA, 8873 nt
Organism: Pseudoliparis swirei
Lineage: Eukaryota; Metazoa; Chordata; Actinopteri; Perciformes; Liparidae
Gene: vwf
Product: von Willebrand factor
Exons: 53
Coding region: 189-8747 (2852 amino acids)
Biological process (GO): blood coagulation; cell-substrate adhesion
Cellular component (GO): extracellular matrix
Molecular function (GO): protein binding
Source: RefSeq, a predicted model, not a curated record
UUUGCUACAAAAUAAGUCCUAGGGUUGUUGAGCUUCUGACCAACUUCUGUAUUUCGUCCAUGUUUGUUUGACUCAGACCAUCACACUGCAUCACUAUGCCUUGAAUGUGUCUAAAAGUGCACAUUUGGAUCCUCUGAUUUUGGAUUGUGUUUGUUUUUCCUUUGCAACUGUGUGGAAUAACUGAAACCAUGGAGGUGUGUCUGGGGAGAUAUUUGCGAGAAAUUCUGGUUCUUCUGCAUCUGACAGUUUGCGUGGCAGGGACAGGGAGAUGCAGUCUGUUCGGACGACAAUACUUUCACACUUUUGAUGGGGUUUUAUAUGAGUUUCCUGGAGACUGCAGCUACCUGCUGGCAGGAGACUGCAGUCAUCACUCCUUCACACUGCUGGGUGAUUUUGUCAAUGGCAAAAGAACUGGAGUCACUCUGUUUCUGGGCGAUGCCUUUGAGCUGCGCCUGUCUACAGAGGGACGGCUCUCACAAGGAGAAAAAAUACUCUCUGUGCCAUUUGCAUCUCAUGCUGUUUUCGUGGGCUCAGAGCUCGGCUUCUAUAAGCUCUGGAGUGAGGAGUUUGGCUUCGCUGUUACCAUCGAUAAUGCAGCCAACAUCGCCUUGACGAUGACCAAACACCAUGCCAACCGCACAUGUGGCCUCUGUGGCAACUUCAACUCUGUAACAGCUGAUGAAUAUACCGCUCAAGAGGGAUUCCUAACAAAGAACAGCUAUGAUUUUGCAAAUUCGUGGGAAGUGAAGGGAGCGGAUCAGUCAUGUCGACGUGUCUCAAUUCCCAGCCAGUCCUGUGACGGCUCAGAAAAGAGUUCAGCGAUUUUGUCGAGCUGCAGCGUGUUGCAGACGUCGAGUGUGUUUCUGCAGUGUGCCCACCUGGUCUCUCCCGAGGCGUUCCUGUCGCUGUGUCAGGAGGAGGCGUGCCACUGUGACCAGAGGGAGGGAGAGGACUGUUACUGUCCAAUCCUGUUAGAGUAUGCUCGCACAUGCCUCGCCCACGGGACACUCCUUCGUGGCUGGCAGGAGGAGAGCCAGUGCUUUCCCAAGUGUCCAAUUGGGAUGCAGUAUAGUGAAUGCACCAAGUCCUGCUCUACAACCUGCCACAGUCUCAACAUCCAGGAGGUCUGCAAGGAAGAGUGUGUGGAUGGCUGUACAUGUCCUGUGGGUAAGGUGUUGGAUGGCAACCGCUGUGUGGAGGUAUCUCAGUGUUCCUGUGUGCACAUGGGACAACAUUUCCCUCCAGGAUCCACCAUCUCUCAGGACUGCAACACCUGUGUUUGCCGUCACGGAUCCUGGGAAUGCACCAAUGAAGGCUGCCCUGGUGAGUGCUUGGUGGUUGGCCAGUCUCACUUCAAGACCUUUGACAACAAGUUCUUCACAUUCCCUGGUCACUGUCAGUAUCUGCUGGCAAGAGACUGCACAGAUAAUGAGUUUUCUGUCAUUAUUGAGAAUGUACAGUGUGGAGAUGAUCAGGAUGCUGUGUGCACACGCUCAGUGACGCUCAGCCUGUCGUCUCUGGAGGACAUGACAGUGAAGCUGAAGCAUGGAGGGGUUGUCUCAGUCAACAGCAUGGACAUCCAGACCCCAAUGCUUCAUGGUCGUCUGCACAUCCAGAGAUCUGUGCAGUCUUCUCUGUCUGUGAAGUUUGGAAAUGACUUUCGUCUGGACUGGGAUGGGCGAGGCCGUGUGCUUUUAAAGCUGGGACCACGAUGGGCAGGGCAGACCUGCGGUCUCUGUGGUAACUUUAAUGGUAACCAAGGUGACGACUUCUUGUCUGGAUCUGGUCUGGUUGAGGCAGGAUCUCAGGCAUUCGGCCAAUCGUGGAGGAUCAACGGAGACUGUGAAUCAACCCACAGACAUGAGAGCGAUCCGUGUGCCAUUAACCCCAAAAGAGUGCGUUUUGCAGAAGAGGCCUGUUCAGUGAUGAUGUCAGACGUGUUCAGUGCGUGCCACUAUCUGGUGAACCCGAAUCCGUUUCAGCGGUUUUGCCGUUAUGAUGUGUGUGUGUGUGUGGAUGGAGAGCAGUGCCUGUGCAGUGCUCUGUCUGCCUACGCAGCUGCCUGCACUGCCAGAGGAGUGCUGCUCAACUGGAGGUCUCCCUCACUCUGUGAACUUGAGUGCACUGGAGGCCAGGUGUAUGAGGCCUGCGGCAGUGUGUGCGACCGGACGUGCCGCGCUCUGUCUGGCGCUGAGGCAGGAUGUCAGGAGCAGAGAGUGUGUGAGGAGGGCUGUUUUUGCCCUGCUGGAAAGUAUCUGAGUGACUCCGGAGAGUGUGUGACAGCCGACCUCUGCACCUGCCUGCAUGAUGGACAGCUUUACCAGCCGAGUGAUGUCUAUGCGGAUCACAACAGCAUCUGCUACUGUGAGAAUGGCUCCAUGCACUGUAGCUCCCCUGAGACGAGUACUUUACUGUCAGACCUCUUCUAUGAUGAUGAUGAUGACCUGGCACCAUCCAGAGACCGCCGGUCGGCACAGUGCCCACCUCCACUCAUCCAUACAAAGUGUGAUGGAGUAGAAAAAGGGCUUGAGUGUGCCAGAACCUGCCAGAAUCUGGAUCUGCCCUGUGUCAGCCUCGCCUGCAUCCCUGGCUGCCUCUGUCCACCCGGCACAGUACGUCACCGCAGAGACUGCAUUGCACCCGAAAAUUGUCCCUGUUACCAUAACAACAGGCCAUAUAGAUCAGGACAGACCAUCUCUGUGGACUGCAACACCUGUGUGUGUGAGAACAGGAAGUGGCGCUGCACGGAGACGACAUGUGACGGUGUGUGCCGCACUGUGGGGGAGGGGCAUUACAUCACUUUCGAUGGCCUCAAAUACUCAUUCCCUGGCCUCUGCCAAUAUGUCCUGGUCCAGGAUAUGUGUAGUGGAGAAGAGGGUUCAUUCAGAGUGCUGGUGGAGAAUGAGGCCUGUGGAAUUGUGGGACAUCACUGUGCAAAAUCUAUCACAGUCUUCUUCCAGGGAGGGUUGAUUGUAAUGCAACAUGGAGAGGUGAAGAUGAAGAGGCCGGUGCUCCAGAGUUCACAGGUGGAGAUUGUGAAAUCUGGUCAGUUUUAUACCGUCCUGUUGGGGAAACACAUUUCCCUCAGCUGGGAUAAAGGAACUCACCUCCUGGUUCACAUCUCUGCCACAUACAGGGGCCGGGUGUGCGGUCUGUGUGGUAACUUUGAUGGGAACAUCAACAACGACUUGGUGAGCAGUAACAACCAGCUCGAGGUGGACUCCUCCCACUUUGGGAACUCCUGGAAGGUUAUUCCCAGCUGUGCAGACGUAACACAGAUACCCGCCCCUUGCAGCGACAACAUUGUCAAGCUGGUAACAGUGGAGCAGUCGUGUCGUGUGAUCACUGGUCCUCUCUUUAGAGAAUGCAACAGCCAGGUGGAUGCAGAGCCAUAUGUAGAUAUGUGUGUGGAGGCAGCAUGCUCUUGUCCAUCAGUGGGCGACUGUGCGUGUUUCUGUGAUGUUGUCGCGGCCUAUGCUCAGGCCUGUUCAGAGAGGGGAGUAUCCAUCCGCUGGAGAUCCAACAAGCUUUGCCCCAUAAGCUGUGAAGAACUGAACCCGAGGAGCCCAGGUGGAGGGGAGGACUUAUGCCAGUGGAGAUAUAACACUUGUGGCCCUGCCUGUCCGAUAACCUGCCAGCACCCAGAGCCACUCCAUUGUUCGCUCGCAUGUGUGGAAGGUUGCCAUGCCUACUGCCCCCCAGGGCAACUGCUGGAUGAGGUGGCUAUGCGUUGUGUAGAUCCCUCUCAGUGUCAGGUGUGUAUCCAUGAGGGCCAGAGAAUUUCCCACAGCACUAAUGUCAUCCUGAACCACGAUGACCUGGAGAACUGCAAGAUAUGUCACUGUGACAACAACACACUGAGCUGUGAGGUGUGCGCCUCUUCCGCCAUGUUCAGCACUCCCACACCAACACCUGUCUAUGCCACCUUCACAAACCUGCCCUUCAGCACCGUGAUGCCCGAGGGCACGUGUGACCGCGCUAUGGAUCUGGCAUUCCUGCUAGAUGGUUCAGAAGCCCUGAGUGAAGAUGAAUUUCAGGCAACAAAAGAGUUCAUACUGGGAGUGGUGGAGCGAUUCCGGAUGGGCUCAGCUCACACUCGAGCCACAGUGCUGCUCUACCACUCUGGAGUUAAAACAUAUGACCUGCAGGUUCAGAAGUGGCUGUUUAAGAAGACAGUGCAUGAGAUACAUUACACGGGAGGAGAUUCCGCCUUCUUGGAUGAGGCUGUCAAGUACCUGGUGAUCAACAUCUACGACAAGAACAAGCGUGCCCAUGCUGGCCGUGUUGCCAUCAUCUUAACUGCUAGUGCCAACCCUCGCCCCGUCCGUGGCAUGGUCAAGAUGCUCCGCCGGAAAGUCAUCACCACCCUGACAAUGGCACUGGGUCCCGGGGUAAACAUGGAACAGAUUAAUGAAAUCACCAAGGUCAACCCAGAAAACAGGGCCUACGUGCUAAGCAGCACAGGUGAGCUGCCUGAACGUCUCUUGGAGCUGACCGAUUACCUCUGCACCUUGGGGAUGGAGCCUGAGGUCGCAAAACCUCCAAUGCCAAAGUCCACUCCGGGUAAAGCUCGGCAGGGCACGACCACCACAACCCCGACUCCUCGUCUGGAGCCUAACCCCACACAAUACCUUCCCAACACUCCUCCACCCACCUCCCCCUCUGGCCUGUCGCCCAUCGCCACAUUGCCGUCUUCUAUCUCUCCUGUCAAAGAUGUGACGUUCAUCCUGGAAGGCUCCGAUGCAGUGGGUGAGGUCAACUUUAAUAAGUCGCUUCUCUUCCUGGAGGAAGUUAUCUCGCAGCUGACGGAGAAGGAGGAGUUCAUUCGAAUCACUGUGAUCCAGUUCUCUGUAACGGUCACUGUGGAGAUCCGCCGGUGGGAGUUGAGGCAGAAGAGGACUCUGCUGCGGCAGCGACUGAGCGAGAUCCGUUGGAGGGGUGGAAGUAAGACAAACACAGGAGCCGCUAUCACUAGGACUUUUCAAGAAAUGGCGAUGAUCCAGACUUCACGUGGCCCAAUCCCUCCUCAGCUGGUCUUCCUUGUGACAGAAAAUCCGCCGACUGACAUAGUGACACGCCCACCAUCGACUAACACCCACACACAAGUGUACCCCAUUGGCGUCGGGAAAAGAAUCCGUGCGAUUGAUUUGCUUUCACUAAGCUCACCUCAACAGCCACUGCUUGUUGAUGACUACAACAGUCUGUCAACCCUGGUACACCGUGUCGUCAACAUCACGCACAGCCCAGUCAGGCCCCGCUUCCCUACGCUGCCACCCCUGGUCGUCCCAACACUCUCCAGACUGCCACCCUCCGUGUCGUGUGAGAAGCCUCUGGAUGUGUUGUUCCUGUUGAAGGCUGGAGGGCAGUUUGAGGACAUGAAGACAUUUGUGAAAGCUUUCAUCAAUAAGGCUGACAUAGGGCCGAAUGCCACUCAGGUGAGUGUGGUUCAGUAUGGAGACACCAACACAGCAGAGCUCACCUGGAAGAACCAACAGAGCAAAACCCAACUCAUGAACCUGGUGGGACGCAUCCCAAGCAGGACCGCCGCAGCCCCAGCGCUAGGCUCUGCAUUGCGAUUCGCUGUGCAGACGGCCAUCUCGCCAGCCAGUGGUGGAAGAGUCGGUGUAGCCAGGGCUGUGGUGAUGCUGGUGACUGGAAAAUCAGCUGAUGAUGUCAAAGAAGCAGCUAACGAGGCACUGGCGGCAGGUGUGUCAGUGUUCCCCAUUGGGGUGGGGCCAGGCUAUGACAGGGGUGAGAUUGGUGUACUUGGUCACCAUGGCAACCAAGACAACGCUCUGCACCUGAACAGCAUGGAUCAAUUACUGAUGUUGCUGACUCUAGACAACAGUUACACAGAGAGAAUCUGCAGAGCUGGUCCACCAGGUAUGUGUGUUGAUGACAAUGGAAAUGAGAGAAAGCCUGGUGAGUCGUGGAUGCAGGAGGACGGCUGCCACUCUCUCCUGUGCCACCCCAGUGGGGCAGUGACAGUACAAAACCACAAAGUCAGCUGUGACAGACUGGAGCCGCCGGCUUGCAGAAACAACAUGCCACCUGUCAGAGUCCAGGAGACCUGUGGCUGCCACUGGGAAUGCCCUUGCAUGUGUAUAGGCAGCUCCACCAAUCACGUAGUGAGGUUUGAUGGCUUGGCACUUCGGCUGGAUGGGGAGGGUUUGUGCUCCUAUACACUUCUUACUGUCAGCAGAGGCAUCAGUGAAGGGUCAGAGGUCAAAGUCCACAGUGGGCCUUGUCGGGACUCAUCGAAUUACAACCAGGUCUGCAUGAAAGCCAUGGAGGUGAACCAUGGACGGCAUAAACUUCUGCUGAAGGAUGAUAUGACGGCAGUGAUUGAUGGGGAGGAACUUACUCUGCCGUGGCAGUUUUCUGGCCUAGAACUGGUGUGUUAUGGAGGAGUGAUGCUGCAUCUCAAGUCGGACCACGGCUACGUCCUGACUUUCACUCCCCAGAGCAACGAGUUUACCAUCACACUGCUCAGCUCCUCCACCACAGGAGACACCACUGGACUCUGCGGUGCCUGUGGGGAGGAGAACGUCCUAUCUUUACGUAAUGGCAGCUCGACCGCUGACCAGCCAGGCUUCGUCUCAGACUGGACCGUCGCUGUAGAUGAUGGUUCGUGUGUGUCAAAGCGGAGGGCGCUGUGUGUGUCUGGAGCAGCGAUGGGAUGUCAGGCCCUACGUUCUGAGGUGUUUGAGCCGUGCCAUUCGCAUAUUCCCGUCCAGGUGUUCCUCGCAAAGUGUGAAGAGCAGGUAUGCGAGGAGUCAGACGUAUGCGAGCUGAUUUCUGCCUACGCUCGCCUCUGUAGACAGAGAGGUGUGUGUGUGGACUGGAGGAGGCCCCACCUUUGCUCAUUACAAUGCCCCAGCUCCAUGCUAUAUGAUGCAUGUCGGACAGGGUGUGUGGAGGACUGUGGUAGCAUACAGGCGUUGCCAGGCGACUGGUCGGUUGCCAGGGGUAACGAGUCAUCCUGUAUGGACACACCUACUGAGGGCUGUUUCUGUACGAGAGAGACAGUUUUGCAUCACGGACAUUGUGUAUCACCAGAAGCAUGCAGGCAGUGUGUCGACCAUCAUGGACGCACGUAUACGUACAUGCAGAGUUGGGUACCAGAUGAGAACCCGUGUUUGAUUUGCAUGUGUCUGGACCAACAACACAUCAACUGCACCGCCCGGCCCUGCAAUGAUGUCAAAGCUCCGGUAUGUGGACCCUGUGAGAUCCUGAGAGAGAAGAGAGAUUCUAAGUGUUGCCCAGAGUACGAGUGUGUGUGUGAUCUGGUGACUUGUGACCUGCCUGAAGUGCCCCGCUGUGAGGAUGGGCAAGCUGUGGUUCUGAAAAACCCUGGGGAAUGUCACCCGAUACACGAGUGCGUCUGCAAAAAAGGAGAGUGUGCUCUUCAAGCUCCCCCCGCUUGUGCCGCACACCGCCAACUGUCAGUGAAAAACACAAAGUGCUGCGACGUGUUUGAAUGCGUGUGCAACUGCCAGAACUCCACCCACACCUGCCCUGUUGGGUUCAUCACAUCCUCCUCCACCGAUGACUGCGGCUGCACGAAAACCACCUGCCUGCCAGACCAGGUGUGUGUGGUUGGUGGUGUGGUUCAUCCAGUGGGGAGUGAAUGGGAGGAAGCGUGCCAGAAGUGCAGCUGCACCCAGCUGCAGGACAAAGACACAUCGCUGCACAUCGCUCAGUGUAUGCCGCCUGUCUGUGAUCGAACCUGCCCUCAGGGCUCCACUUACACUCCAUCAAAAGGAGAUUGCUGUGGGAAGUGCACAACGACCAGCUGUGUGGAGUUAAAGGGAGAGAUGCGAGGGGACACACAGUUUCAGCAAUACCUCAGACGCGUGGGAGAGGUAUGGCAGUCUCCUCAUGAUAGAUGCGUGUUACAACAGUGUGUGAAAGUGAAAGAUGAGGUGUUCAUCUCUGCAACAAACGUCAGCUGCUCUGUUAUGGACACCCCGUCCUGCCCACUGGGAACAGAGUUACGCUGCAACACCCAGGACUGCUGCCCCAGCUGCCACUGCGUGCCUAUGGAUGUCUGUGUCCUCAACAACACCGUGAUAGGAGCAGGCGAGAGGCUGAUGGUGGACGUGUGCACACACUGCGAAUGUACUGUGGAAGAUGGUGCUGUGAGGAAAUACAGACUGUCCUGCAAGAGAAUCAGCUGUGCCAAUUGCCCUAUGGGAUACAGUCUGCAGAAGGAGGAAGACGCUUGCUGUGGCCGAUGUGUUCCCACUGCCUGCUUCAUGCGAAGGCCAGAUGGGAAACAGAUCAGUCUGCAGGUGAACACCACUAGCGAGGACGGUUGCAACCUGUAUAGCUGUGGUGUGAACGGUAAAGGGGAUCUUGUCCUUCAAACCAGAGUGACCACCUGCCCUCCCUUUGACCGUCAAACUUGCCUGGACCAGGGGGGGGAAGUUAGCCGGAUCGGAACAACCUGCUGUGAGAUGUGUAUGGAGCCAGAGUGUCGGAGGACAGUAGGAACGCUUAACUACAUCAAAGUGGAUGAUUGCCAAUCAGAGCACCAGAUAGAAUUGCACUAUUGUGAGGGCAAAUGUCGCAGUAAGUCCAUGUUCUCCCUGGAGAGAGCUGCUGUGGAGCAGGAGUGUGUGUGCUGUGCUGCCGUGGAGACGGAGCCUCUCCGUGUUCCCAUCCUGUGUGCCAACGGCACUCGUAGUCAACAGACUGUCCUGUCUGUCACCGCAUGUGACUGUCGGUCCAAGCACUGCACCUAAAGGGGAAGAGAGAGAGAGAGAGGUUAUACAUUCAGAGGGAAUGUGUGUAUCCGUAAAAAAUGUACCCAUACAAAAUGAAUACUCAAUUAACAUUAAAACAAACCUGACAGUUUUUUCAAAGCACUA